CCCUCUUUGCGUCCACCAGACCAGCUAAAGAGAGCGGUGUCAUCAAUGACGGAGCUGCACAAUGGUGGUCCUGAACCACCCCCACCUCUGCUCCACCAUCUCAGCAUCACAGCAGCUUGUGGGGGCUCCAGGGCCUGGUCGCGCAUCCCACUAGCCACGUCACAAUACACACCACCAGUCAAGAAACUAAGACCUGUCAGAGAGCGCAAGGUAGAAAGCAGGUGACGCGAAGAAACUUAUCAAAGUCAGUGAGAAUCAAGAGAAAAUCGAGAAGAAAGUCUGAGUCUAGAAAGACGAGUUGUGGGAGUGAGUAUGACGUCACCUGUAUGUCUCUGGGGUGUGGGAUGUACAGAGUGUCCCUCCAGUUCACAAAGGCCGGCACCCAGAAGGUGUUUGCCUCGUGUCCUCUCUGCCAGUCAGUCAUGAGGAUCCACUGGCUGGAGGGAGUCUCCUUCUAUCCCCAGCCUUUCUACGUGGUCCCCGGCCCAUUCUCCCCUACCAACAGCACCGCUACUGACGCAAACAGUGGCCAAAAGGUAAACUCCAGCAUCGUCUACAAACCUGGCCCUCACAGCUUCUACAUAGACUGUCGGGAUUCUUACGGGAACUCGCACACUAUGGGAGGGGCAAUCAAGAGCGCAGUGAUUGUAGGGGCAGGUCCACUUGAUGUGGAGCCCCCAGUUUGUAGCCUGGCGGCAGUUACUGCCUCCAAAAGACUGGACAGCGAG
Molecule: messenger RNA, 728 nt
Organism: Geodia barretti
Lineage: Eukaryota; Metazoa; Porifera; Demospongiae; Tetractinellida; Geodiidae
Source: the annotation of a GenBank genome assembly